Molecule: messenger RNA, 2920 nt
Organism: Rattus norvegicus (Norway rat)
Lineage: Eukaryota; Metazoa; Chordata; Mammalia; Rodentia; Muridae
Gene: Sec14l4
Product: SEC14-like lipid binding 4
Source: RefSeq, marked validated
GCAGCAGACCUGCUAAAUAAAACCCAGUGAAGGUGGCAGCCGCUGAGGCCCAGCAGAGAGCACCAUGAGCGGACAAGUCGGGGACCUGAGCCCACAGCAGCAGGAGGCUCUGACCAGGUUCCGGGAGAUCCUCCAGGAUGUGCUGCCCACCCUGCCCAAGGCUGACGACUUCUUCCUUCUGCGUUGGCUCCGAGCUCGGAACUUUGACCUUAAGAAAUCUGAGGACAUGCUCCGGAAGCAUGUGGAGUUCCGGAAUCAGCAGGACCUGGACCACAUCCUCACAUGGCAGCCACCAGAGGUGAUCCGACUCUAUGACUCUGGUGGCCUGUGUGGCUAUGACUACGAAGGCUGUCCUGUGUGGUUUGAUCUCAUUGGGACACUGGACCCCAAGGGGCUCUUUAUGUCAGCCUCCAAGCAGGACCUGAUCCGGAAGCGAAUCAAAGUCUGUGAGAUGCUUCUCCAUGAGUGUGAACUACAGAGUCAAAAGUUGGGCAGGAAGGUUGAGAGAAUGGUGAUGGUGUUCGAUAUGGAAGGCCUGAGCCUGAGGCACUUAUGGAAGCCAGCGGUGGAGGUCUACCAGCAGUUUUUUGCCAUCUUGGAAGCAAAUUAUCCUGAGACAGUGAAAAAUUUAAUUGUUAUUCGAGCGCCCAAGCUUUUCCCUGUGGCCUUCAACCUGGUCAAGUCAUUCAUAGGAGAGGUGACACAAAAGAAGAUAGUGAUUCUGGGAGGUAACUGGAAACAAGAGCUUCUCAAGUUUAUGAGCCCUGACCAGCUGCCUGUGGAAUUUGGGGGGACUAUGACUGAUCCUGAUGGUAACCCCAAGUGCCUGACCAAGAUCAACUACGGGGGCGACGUGCCCAAGCACUAUCACCUGAGCAGUCAGGAGAGGCCACAGUAUGAGCACAAUGUGGUUGUGGGCCGAGGCUCCUCCCACCAGGUGGAGAAUGAGAUCCUGUUCCCAGGCUGUGUGCUCAGGUGGCAGUUUGCAUCAGAUGGUGGAGACAUCGGCUUCGGGAUUUUCCUGAAGACCAGGAUGGGGGAGCGGCAGAAGGCUGGAGAGAUGACAGAGGUGCUGCCCAAUCAGCGCUACAACAGCCACAUGGUGCCCGAGGAUGGGAGCCUCACCUGCCUCAAGACUGGAGUCUAUGUCCUGCGCUUUGACAACACCUACAGCCUCCUGCACACCAAGAAAGUCGGCUACACCGCAGAAGUGCUUCUUCCAGACAAGGCCUGUGAGGAGAAGUUGCAGGGCUUUGUGUCAACGGGCCCUCCUCAGGACAGUGGACACUCUGGCCACCACUGACCCUGCUCCUUCACUUACCCCUCCCUUCCCCUCGCACCCCAGGCAGGGUGAUGCUGACGAUGGGCUAUAGAGAUCUCCAACCCUUGUGUCCCUCUCAGCCUCCCUUGGGACCCCUCAGACACAGACCAGCAUUUUCAUCCCCAGUACCCAAAGAAUGGGGCAGAGGGUGACAUCACAUGACUGAGAAAGGACCCUGGCCCUUGUUCUCAUUCUCCUGAAGACACCCGCCCACCCAGGAUUCAGUCAUGCCUGGUAUCCCAGCGUGUCCCGCUCCCCACAGGAAGCUACAGGAUGGCUUCUCUCCAAUUGGAGGUCAGCAAGGAUGGGAAGGGCCAGCUGGAGGCGGCUGGGCAGGCUGUGAAGGGGGAGCGGCCCCAGCUCCAGCAGAGCAUCAAGACCUUUCUCAAUCCUGCCUCCUUUGGAAGGAACAGCACCCGUGGAGAGGCAGGGCAUGUGGGGGAACCAUCAGAGGAAAAACCGUGCUCAACUUUACAAGGUUGAACAGGUUGCUGAGUCUAGUGAAGACACACACACACACACACACACACACACACACACACACGUAUACAUGCACCUCCCGCACAUGCACACACCUGGGAUCCUGCUGCUACUCAAUUUUGACAUUUCCCCUCUCUUAAGGCAACACCCAGGCAAAGCCACUGCGUAGCCCAGGGUGGCCUUGAAUUCGUCUGCCUUCUUCAGUGCCUUGAAUGCUAGUGUAACAGACAGGCACCACUAUGCCCGGCCCUGGGGCGACUCAGAACCAAAGCUAAGCAGCAGGGUGGUACUGGCACAGGGUGCAUCACUCUGGGGAUUCAUCCUGGCCUGUAACUUGCUUCUUGGAGAACUUUCCAGGUUUCCAUCCAUCUGCAUGUCUAAGGAGAGAGUUGAAAGAAAGCUGCCAGCAUUGCUUCUCCGUGUGACCCAGGAGGUGAUAGCUUCUGCACGUGGUAUCUCAAAGGCUGGCCCUCGUGGCAUACACGAGUCAGACAGCCCACCAUUGCUCCGUUGGGUGUACUGAACCAAACAGCAGGUGCUGCUGACCUUGGUCCAAUACGCCUCUGUGGAUUGUCCCAGACAGGCCAUGACCUGCGACCUAGGAGCUUAGGCUGUCCUGCACUGCUCCCUCCUGGGCCUCUGGCUGGGACGGAAGACCUGUGUCCCAUGCAGGGUGGCUCGGACACUGGCUUAGGUUAUUGAUGUUGCCUUCUUUGCUUGAUUUUCUGUGCUGCUGGGCAAAAUGCCCUGGAAUUGAUGAUCAGAUAGAUGUUCCUGGAAAGGGAGUCCUUACUUCAAAGUGCCAUCAGCCUAGAAGCCUUAGCAGACACCACUUUGUCUAGGCACCUUGCAAGCCAGAAGUCAGACCCUGCCCUUUCCUGCUUCCAGAUCCCAUCUUCCAUUUUCUCUGCUUGCUAGACGUCUUCAUUACGGAAGACAUUUUAAUGGAGAAAAACCAGUAAACCUUGAGGAUGAGGGAGCUCUUCCGGGUAGCCCCUAGGUACUGUAUCUGGACCAGGUGAACCUUUCACAGUCAAAGUUUAGAGUCUGAACGGGGAGCUAAAUGCCAAGAGGCAGUGCCAGGAGAAAUUCCUGCCUAAGACCAGCUUAAGCAGAUUG